Pyricularia oryzae 70-15 is the source of this 2301-nucleotide messenger RNA. RefSeq lists its product as uncharacterized. The transcript has 3 exons. Bases 1 to 2301 code for a protein of 766 amino acids. Gene Ontology annotation, biological process: regulation of DNA-templated transcription. Gene Ontology annotation, molecular function: DNA-binding transcription factor activity, RNA polymerase II-specific; zinc ion binding. The record is from RefSeq and is a predicted model, not a curated record. Lineage: Eukaryota; Fungi; Ascomycota; Sordariomycetes; Magnaporthales; Pyriculariaceae.
AUGGUUCGCGCCAAGCCCGACGCCCGCCUGGCAUGCGACAGCUGCUACGGCCUCAAAACCAGAUGCGUCUACACCGGUGCGGGCUGCAGUAGCAGCGGCGGCGGGGGUGGCGGAAGUGGCGGCACGGCCUCGCCCUCUUGUCAGCGCUGCGCUCGCCUUGGCAGGGCAUGCGUCACCACCAGGGCCAGAGGGGAGUCGGGCCGCCCGAGGAAGCCGGACAGGAUCUCCACGCGGCCCGUCGCGGGGAGGCAGUUUGUCUGGACGGCGGUGGGGUCUGCCUCUCUGUCGAAGCGCAACAGCGCCGGGAUGUCCAUAUCGACCCCGGAAGCCGGAGUGGCGACUUUGCCCCCCUCGUCAUCGCUUCUUCCCUCUGCUGCUGCCUCUGCUGCUGCUGCCUCUGUGCCCAGCCCAUCCACCAUCCAACCGUCCGACCAUGUCCUGGCUUCCCUCAGUGUCGCAGACAGAACGCUCCUGGGGCUGAUCCUGGACAGGCGCACCUUUGCGGACCACUUUGUGCUGGCAUCGCCCUUUGCCGACGGCAUGAUCGAGGGCAUGGUGCGCGGGCUGGGCAUGGGUCUGCCGGAGCAGAAGCAGCCGUCGCCGCUCGUCGGUCUGCAGCUCGCGUGCGCCGCAAAGGUAGCCGACCUGCUGCUCCUCCGCACAAACACCACCGCCGCUGAUGUGGACGACGGCUACCACUGCUACUACUCUCAGAGCGCGGCCGCCGUCGACAUCCUCCGCCAGACGUUCACCCCGGCCCGCGUGGUCAGCGAGGCCGAGGCCCUCGUCGCCAUCUACCUCGGCAUCGGCAUCGUGACCUUUGACCUGAUGGACGCAGGCCGCAGCGCCCACUCGGUCGCGCGCUUCGCCAUCGGCGUGGUCCGGCGCGCGGCCAAGCUGCAUCAGCAGCGGCGGCGGCAGCCGUUCGGCCCGGGCGUCGACCGCGACCUGGUCCCGCUCGCGUACCUCGACACGUGCAACUGCCUCGUGCGCAGGAUGGUGCCGGCUGCGAGGCUGGAGGUGGGCGGGCCGCCGGUUGUGGACAGAUGCAUCGGGGUGUGCGGGCCGCUUCUGCCGCUGCUGUACGACGUGUGCGAGCUGAGCCGGGAUCUGCGCGCGCUGCAGCUCGCCAGCGGCACGGCAGGCGAAGGGGCGGCGGGUCAGAUGGGCGGCAGCGGCUGUCGGCUCGGCAGGAUGGUGCAGCAGUGCGCGCUGCAGCAGCGGCGCGAGAGGCUGGAGCGGGCGCUGGAGGCGUGGGAGCCUGCGCUGCCGGGCGACUUUGCGGCGGCGUAUGCGGCGGCCGAGCAGGCGGUCGUGCGUGGCCAGGCGCGCAUCCACAAGCUGACCGCGACGCUGAUCCUCCACCGGCUGGCCGUCUCGUUUGACCAGGACGGAGGCUGCGGUGGGCGCGGCGCGCGCCUGGCGGCCGAGAUGCUGCGGUGCAUGGCGGAGCUGUACGCGGCAGCCGGUCGGGAUCCCAAGGAGGAGCGGGCCGGUGUGGGGACUUUUGACUACCGACUUUCUCUGUCGCUUUUAGUGGCGGCGGCAGAGCUGACGUCGGCGGCGGACAGGCGGGACUGCCUCGAGGACAUGUUUCCGCUCGUCGUGUCCAAGCUGUAUCCCGAGGUUGAUAGGAUGCUGCACAACAACCCCACCUUCACUGCUCUGCUCACGCUCGCCGAGCUCGACACAAGGCCCCCCAUAGCCGCGAGCAGGCCGGUCGUCGUCACCCUCUGGUGCGCACUGGUCGCCUGCAGGCUCGGCGUCAGCGACCUCGACGACGCCUGGUCCCUCGGGUUCGGCCGCGCCAUGGCCCUCGUCUACAUUCUAUCCCGCGCUGUACGCGAGGACGUCAACGGCAAAGCGGCGGUGGGCUUCCUCACGGCCAGCUUCCCCACCGUCAGCCUCGACUCCAGCGGGGCUGGGGUGCUCGCAUCGCUAGUGGCCGCCAACAUCAUGGAGGCGGCGGGGCGCGUCUGGGGGGCCGCGGCCAUGGACUUUCUCUCUUCGCUUCCUGGGUCCGCUUCGGAUGUGGUUGAGGGGUUCAAUGGUCUUGAUGACUACUGCGCCGUGGAGACUACGAUGGCGCGGGCCUUGGACUCGUGGGUGUCUUGGGGGCAGUGGACGGGGAGGGAAGGGGAUUUUCUGGUCAGAGUGUUUGACAUGCUCGACGCGUUCUGUCCUGCCGCUGGGUUGGACGGGGGGGAGGUGGUCGAGACAGGAGGGCACAAGCAGAAUAUCGAUAGCCGGGUGAAGCAAAGGACUCCACUUCCAGACGGCUCGGGUAUAGCCACACUUUAA